GCCGGGCCAUGGGGGCCGCCGGGCACCCGGGGCCUGGCCUGGCGAGGCCCGCCGCGCCGCCGCUGAGCGCGCAGGUGAGGCCGGCCCCGCCAUGGUGGACUCCGUGGGCUUCGCGGAGGCGUGGAAGGCGCAGUUCCCGGACUCGGAACCGCCGCGCAUGGAGCCGCCGCACAUGGAGCCGCCGCGCAUGUCGGUGGGCGACAUCGAGCAGGAGCUGGAGCGCUGCAAGGCCUCCAUCCGGCGCCUGGAGCAGGAGGUGAACCAGGAGCGCUUCCGCAUGAUCUGCCUGCAGACGCUGCUGGCCAAGGAGAGGAAGAGCUACGACCGGCAGCGCUGGGGCUUCCGGCGCGCGGCGCAGCCCCCCGACGGCGCCGCCGAGCCCCGCGCGCCCCUGCCGCGCCCGCAGCCCGCGCCCGCGGACGGAGCGGACCCGCCGCCCGCCGAAGAGCCGGAGGCCCGGCCCGACGGAGAGGGCUCCCCGGGCAAGGCCAGGCCCGGCGCAGCCCGCAGGCCCGGGGCCGCCGCGUCGGCGGACCGGGACGACAGGGGGCCCCCCACCAGCGUGGCGGCGCUCAGGUCCAACUUCGAGAGGAUCCGCAAGGGCCACGGCCAGCCCGCGGCGACGGACGCCGACAAGCCCUUCUACGUCAACGUGGAGUUUCACCACGAGCGCGGCCUGGUGAAGGUCAACGACAAAGAGGUGUCGGACCGGAUCAGCUCCCUGGGCACCCAGGCCAUGCAGCUGGAGCGCAAGAAGUCCCAGCAGGGCCCCGGGCAGGGCGCGGGGGACACGCCCAGGCCCGCGUACCGGGGGCGCGCCUCGGAGAGCGGUUGCGGCGUCGACGGCGACUACGAGGACGCCGAGUUGAACCCUCGCUUCCUGAAGGACAACCUGAUCAACGCCAAUGGCGGAGGCAGACCCCCUUGGCCGCCCCUGGAGUACCAGCCCUACCAGAGCAUCUACGUCGGGGGCCUGAUGGGGGAUGGGGAGGGCAGGGGCCCCCUCCUGCGCAGCCAGAGCACCUCGGAGCAGGAGAAGCGCCUCACCUGGCCGCGCAGGUCCUACUCCCCCCGGAGCUUUGAGGACUGUGGAGGCGGCUACACCCCGGACUGCAGCUCCAACGAGAACCUCACGUCCAGCGAGGAGGACUUCUCCUCCGGCCAGUCCAGCCGCGUGUCUUCCAGCCCCACCACCUACCGCAUGUUCCGGGACAAGAGCCGCUCACCCUCGCAGAACUCGCAGCAGUCCUUUGACAGCAGCAGCCCCCCGACGCCGCAGUGCCACAAGCGACACCGGCACUGCCAGAUUGUCGUGUCGGAGGCCACCAUCGUGGGCGUCCGCAAGACCGGGCAGAUCUGGCCCAGCGAUGGAGACGGCGCCUUCCAUGGAGAGGCAGCAGAUAGCUGGCUGUCAUUGCUCAGACGGUGUGCACCAGGGUAAACAUGACAGAGGACACAGACUUUCCUUUAGGUGACAGCUGAUAUCCUGGGUCUGCAGAUGGAUGUAGGUCCUACCGUUACCUUCUCACCAUGUUACGUAUGUCACUGCCCAUGUUAUCCGCUGGAGGAGAUAUCAUUGAUCUCACAUCCCCCAAAUGUCUCAGAACCUCUUUGAUCUGGAAUGAAGCAGAGAUGAACAGAGAAACGUGGAAUUGUUCUAUGAGAACUGAAGUCUGGACUCCGGACAGCUGGGUCUGUACAGUCCUGGAGGGUCAUUUCUUCUCUUCUUGGCAGAUUAUUAAACCGCUGAUUCAGCAGGUCGGGGGUGGCCGGGCAGGGACAGGCUGACCCGGCGGCUGCUCCUGGAGCACUCCUUCUUGCUCAGGCCACUUUCUCAGACGGAGAACUUCUAGUUUCACGUGUUUGCAUGACUCUUCCCUGUUUGUGGACCCCAUAAUGUGAAUCAUUGUAAAAGUGGGGACUUAUAAACUGGAAAGUCGGCUAUCGUGGAUGCAGCCCAUCCGUGAUAGCCUAAGUUGUGAGCUCAAGGAUAACCUUUUGAUAUUGUUGUGUUCCUCUACUUAAACUUCACUGAAGUACUUUCCCAACAAAGUUUAUUUUAAAUCUACACUGCGUGUGACUAUUGCUAUCUAGCUGUAACUCUUUCAUAUCACAGGUUUAUUCUAGAACCUCCUAUAAUGCUUAUAAUUCUUACCAUGUUACAUAUAUUUAUUUUUUUAUUCAAAUAUUUUAUUAUUAAUGAUUUCUUUUUGCUUGUUUAGAUAUUCCUUCUGUUAUAACUAGAGUUAUUGUCUUUCUAGGGAUAUUGGUCUAUCAGAUAGCAAAUUCAGUUUGCUCUGGGGGUUUGGAGGGAUGGUAGCAAACAGCUGGCCCACUGAGAGGUGCACAUAUCUGAUAUUGGGUGUUGUUAUAUAUGCAAAUACCUUCGGGCUUUCCUGUAGAUUCAUAAUCACACAAUUGUGACAGUUUGUCUAGUUUAUGUUAUUCAGUUAACUCUCAAAAUGCUCAUGGACUUUUUAACAAUAUAUUCUUGAUAAUUAAGAUUCUGCCAGUAAGAAAACCUUGGAAAACGAAACACCAUCCAACAAUGAGUUGAACUGCAAAUUCAAAUUCAAUUUCUUCAUGUUUGUCAUUUAAUAAAACUAUUAUUCCCAAAAUUGUUUCUGUCACUAGUAUAAUUUUAGGAUAUUUUUGUUUCCAUGUAGUUUCAAGGUUUUUUUGCCUUAACAAAUGUAGUAGAAUGUAAU
Nycticebus coucang (slow loris) is the source of this 2708-nucleotide messenger RNA. RefSeq names its product breakpoint cluster region protein-like. The transcript is spliced from 3 exons. NCBI's taxonomy places the organism in Eukaryota, Metazoa, Chordata, Mammalia, Primates, Lorisidae. The record is from RefSeq and is a predicted model, not a curated record. The coding region runs from base 92 to 1441 and encodes 449 amino acids. Gene Ontology annotation, biological process: positive regulation of GTPase activity; protein phosphorylation; signal transduction. Gene Ontology annotation, cellular component: membrane. Gene Ontology annotation, molecular function: GTPase activator activity; protein serine/threonine kinase activity.